This is a messenger RNA of Anas platyrhynchos (mallard), 1668 nucleotides long. It is a transcript of the gene DGUOK, whose product is annotated as deoxyguanosine kinase. Gene Ontology annotation, molecular function: ATP binding; deoxyguanosine kinase activity. NCBI's taxonomy places the organism in Eukaryota, Metazoa, Chordata, Aves, Anseriformes, Anatidae. Gene Ontology annotation, biological process: nucleobase-containing compound metabolic process. The record is from RefSeq and is a predicted model, not a curated record. Gene Ontology annotation, cellular component: mitochondrion; cytoplasm.
CGCGGCGCUGCGGGAGCGCGCGCGCGCCGCCGCCGGGGCCGUGUCGCGCGUCAUCGGCACGUCAUCAGCGGGCGGCCGUGACGCGCCAGGCGGGAGCGGCGGGGGAUGGGGCGGAGCGGGGCCGCGCUGCGCCUGGCGCUGGAGGGGAACAUCGCCGUGGGCAAGUCCACGUUCCUGCGGCUGCUGGGCCGGGCGUUCCCCGAGUGGCGCCUGGUGGCCGAGCCGGUGGCGCAGUGGCAGAAGGUGGCGGCGGGCGCCGAGGAGGCUCCCGGCUCCGGCAACCUCCUGCAGCGGCUGUACCAGGAGCCGUCCCGCUGGUCCUUCACCUUCCAGACCUUCUCCUGCCUGGGCCGGCUGAAGGCGCAGCUGGAGAGGCCGGCAGGGCCCGCGGCACCCGUGCGGGUGUUCGAGAGGUCCGUGUACAGCGACAGUGUGGAGAUGCGGAUGUGUUCACCAUGCUGGUCCACGCUGGCCAACGUCGUGCCAUGUGUACUGACUUCCCUGUGGCUUGCCACCCUGUCCUCUCUGUCCAUCCCUAGGUAUGUCUUCGCAAAGAAUCUCUUUGAGACUGGCCACCUGGACAUGCUGGAGUGGGCCAUCUACCAGGAGUGGCACUCCUUCCUCCUGCAAGAGCUGGGUGACCGUGCCACCCUGCAUGGCUUUCUCUACCUGCGGGCCACCCCACAGAGGUGCCUGGAGCGGCUGUGGCGGAGGGCAAGGGUGGAGGAGAGGGGUGUGCAGCUGCUGUACCUGCAGCAGCUCCACAUGCAGCAUGAACACUGGCUGCUGGAAAGGAGGACCAAGGUGCAUUUUGCAGACAUGAGGCACAUGCCCGUCCUGGUUCUGGAUGUCGAUGGGGACUUUGAGCAGGAUGCAGCCAUGCAGGACAUCCUGAUGGCGCAGGUAGAGUCUUUUGUGAAGUCACUGCAAAACAAGCCUGUGCCACCACACCCUGACCCCUGCUGAGCCCCACGCCCCCAGAACUACCAAACCCUGCUGCAAAGACAAGGGAACAAACCUGGGUACUGCUCCAUUUGGGGACUAGAGGUGUAUUUAUUCCACCAGUGGCAUGGAAUGCUUUUAAAAGAGUAUUGGGAGGUGCAGUGUGACACACUGGGAGACCCAUGCCCUGCUGCGCUGCUGUCUCCAACACAUCUGUUGCUGCUCAGCAGGGAUCCACAGCUGCUCUGCAGCAUGGGUUGAACGUGCUGGUUCCAUUACAAAGGACAAAAUCUUUGUGUUUUUAUAUGUGUUACAGUUACAUCAAAACCCUGUUACAUUUUUGUUUGCCCCCCCCCCCCCAAAUUAAAACAAAAGCAUUGCAAAGCUCUUCUGUGCUUUGAACCAGGAAGGGGCAUGGGGGAGAACUUGCUCCCUGCACUGGUCUGGAAGUUGAGGCUUGAGUGGGAGUCACCCCCCUAGUGCCACCCACUGAGGACAAAGUGACUCAGGGAGAGUGUUGGCCCCAUCUCUCCCUUUCCCUGCAGCCCCCUUCUAGGGGAUGGUGCCAAGAUUGCUUUUCUGGGGAAAAUGUUUGGAAAGUUGCACGUGGCAGGAGUCUUCAGUCUUUUAAAUCCCCUUUUUCCAGGGCCAGGUGAAUUUUCCCCCUAAGGGGUUUUUAGGGCCAGGAACAGCUCAUGCAUCAAUAAAUAAUAAUAAUUAGUCAAA